AUGACCAUCCAUGUAGAGGGGCUGGUGGCGAUCGCGAUCUUCUAUAUGCUCAUCCUGGCCGUGGGCAUCUGGGCGGCAUGGAAGAACAAGCACUCCGGGGAGGCGGAGGGCACCGACCGCAGCGAGACCAUCAUGGUCGGCGGGAGAGACAUCGGAUUGUUCGUCGGUGGAUUUACCAUGACAGCCACCUGGGUGGGAGGAGGAUACAUCAAUGGCACAGCUGAGUCUGUGUAUCUGCCAGGUUCUGGUCUGGCCUGGGCACAGGCUCCCUUUGGAUACGCCCUGAGUCUGGUUGUGGGUGGUCUCUUCUUCGCCAAGCCCAUGCGCUCACGAGGUUACGUCACCAUGCUGGACCCUUUCCAGCAGCUGUACGGGAAACGCAUGGGCGGCCUCCUCUUCAUCCCUGCACUCAUGGGGGAGAUCUUCUGGUCUGCCGCCAUCUUGUCUGCUCUGGGAGCUACCCUGAGUGUCAUCGUGGACAUCAACAUAAAGAUGUCGGUGGUCAUCUCAGCGCUCAUUGCGAUCUUCUACACCCUGGUGGGGGGGCUGUACUCGGUGGCCUACACUGACGUCGUGCAGCUCUUCUGUAUCUUUAUCGGCCUGUGGAUCAGCGUCCCCUUUGCUUUGACCAACCCUGCGGUGACAGACAUCACCAUUACUGCAGUGAAGGAGGUGUAUCAGGCGCCCUGGAUAGGCAGCAUCGGCAGGAGCGACAGCUGGGUCUGGAUCGACAACUUCUGCCUCCUGAUGCUUGGAGGAAUACCGUGGCAGGUGUAUUUCCAGAGAGUCCUGUCUGCCUCCUCGGCCACGUACGCCCAGGUCCUCUCCUUCAUAGCUGCAUUCGGGUGCCUCGUCAUGGCUGUGCCCUCCGUUCUCAUCGGAGCCAUCGGGGCCUCCACAGACUGGAACCAGACAUCAUAUGGAGCCAUACCUCCCAUAGAGAAGGAGGAAGCAGACAUGAUUCUUCCCAUCGUGCUCCAACACCUUUGUCCACCAUUUGUCUCUUUCUUCGGCCUGGGUGCGGUUUCUGCUGCCGUCAUGUCCUCCGCAGACUCCUCCAUCCUCUCAGCGAGCUCCAUGUUUGCGAGGAACAUCUACCAGAUGACGUUCAGACAGUCAGCUUCUGACCGGGAGAUAGUGUGGGUGAUGCGUAUCACCAUCUUUGUGUUCGGUGGCCUCGCCACACUGAUGGCGCUCGUAACUGGGACAGUUUACGGCCUCUGGUACCUGAGCUCAGACCUGGUGUACGUGAUCAUCUUCCCUCAGCUGAUCAGCGUGCUCUUCGUCAAAGGCACCAACACGUACGGCUCGGUGGCUGGCUACCUGUUCGGCAUGGUGCUGCGUAUAGGUGGAGGCGAGCCCUACCUGCAUCUGCCUCCUUUCAUUUAUUACCCCGGCUGGAUCAUUGAGAACCGGAUUCACCGACUGACGGGAGAAAGUGAAGAAUUUGUCAUUCAGAAGUUUCCCUUCAAAACCGUCUCUAUGCUCGCCUCUUUUCUGGGCAACGUUGCUUUCUCCCACCUGGCCAAGUACCUGUUUGAGAGCGGCAAGAUUUCACACAGAUACGACUUUCUCGACGCAGUGGUGUCCAAGGACAGCGGGGAGAUUAUGGAUAAGACGACGCUUGUGACUCGGAGCAACAACAUCGGGCUGUCGGAGAUGGCGUCCGUGAAACCACGCCUGAGCGUGACCUUGGCAGCGGCCUUCACGCGCCGUGACACAAUGCCAAAAGAGAUGGUGGAGGAGGAGGAGGAGGAGGAGUCCAGCCCAGACACCUCCCACCACGAUGAAUAA
Limanda limanda (common dab) is the source of this 1794-nucleotide messenger RNA. RefSeq names its product high-affinity choline transporter 1-like. Gene Ontology annotation, molecular function: choline:sodium symporter activity. The record is from RefSeq and is a predicted model, not a curated record. Lineage: Eukaryota; Metazoa; Chordata; Actinopteri; Pleuronectiformes; Pleuronectidae. The coding region runs from base 1 to 1794 and encodes 597 amino acids. The transcript is spliced from 8 exons. Gene Ontology annotation, biological process: synaptic transmission, cholinergic; choline transport; neuromuscular synaptic transmission. Gene Ontology annotation, cellular component: dendrite; synapse; plasma membrane.